GGGAAAGGGAGCAGGCUGAAACGUAGCUGCCGCCGUGCCGGGGGCAUCUUUAAAGCUACGGAGGAACCGCGGGUAGGCUCCACGCCGCUGGCCAUGCUCGCCGCGACCUGCAACAAGAUCGGCAGCCCCAGCCCCUCGCCGUCCGCCCUUUCGGACAGCGCGUCCUCCUUCGGCAAAGGCUUUCACCCCUGGAAACGCUCCUCCUCCUCAGCCUCGGCGGGCAGCUGCGGGGCCGUGGGCUCCGGCCUCCCGGGCUUCGGCGUGGCGGGCGCGGCGCGGAACGGCUCCUCGGCGGCGGCGGCGGCGGCAGCGGCGGCGGCGGCCGCCCUCGUCUCGGACUCGUUCAGCUGCGGCGGCUCGCCGGGCUCCAGCGCCUUCUCCCUCACCUCCAGCAGCGCGGCGGCCGCCAGCUCGCCCUUCGCCAACGACUACUCCGUCUUCCAGGCGCCGGGCAGCGCCGGCGGCGGCGGCGGCGGCGGAGGCGGCGGCGGUGGGGCGGCAGGACAGGAGGCGGCGGCGCACCAGCCCGUCUUCAUCUCCAAGGUGCACACGUCGGUGGAGGGGCUGCAGGGCAUCUACCCGCGGGUGGGCAUGGCGCACCCCUACGAGUCCUGGUUCAAGCCCUCGCACCCGGGGCUCGGCGCCGGCGAGGUUGGCUCAGCGGGCGCCUCCAGCUGGUGGGACGUGGGCGCCGGCUGGAUCGACGUGCAGAGCCCCAACGGCGCGGCCGCGCUGCCCGGCUCGCUGCACCCCGCGCCCGGCGGACUCCAGACCUCGCUCCACUCGCCACUGGGCGGCUACAACUCGGAUUACUCGGGCCUGGGCCAUUCGGCCUUCAGCAGCGGCGCCUCCUCGCACCUCCUCAGCCCCGCCGGGCAGCAUCUCAUGGACGGAUUUAAGCCGGUGCUGCCCGGCUCCUACCCGGACUCGGCCCCCUCGCCGCUGGCCGGCGCCGGGGGCUCCAUGCUGGGCGGCGGCCCCGCCGCGCCGCUGGCCGCUUCUCCGCGCUCCUCCGCCCGCCGCUACUCGGGGCGCGCCACCUGCGACUGCCCCAAUUGCCAGGAGGCCGAGCGGCUGGGGCCGGCGGGGGCCAGCCUGCGCCGCAAGGGGCUGCACAGCUGCCACAUCCCCGGCUGCGGCAAGGUCUACGGCAAAACCUCGCACCUGAAGGCGCACCUGCGCUGGCACACGGGCGAGCGGCCCUUCGUCUGCAACUGGCUCUUCUGCGGCAAGCGCUUCACCCGCUCCGACGAGCUGCAGCGGCACCUGCGGACCCACACGGGCGAGAAGCGCUUCGCCUGCCCCGUCUGCAACAAGCGCUUCAUGCGCAGCGACCACCUCAGCAAGCACGUCAAGACCCACAGCGGCCCCGGAGGCGCCGGGGGCCCCGGCGGCGGCGGCCCCGGCGGCGGCCCCGGCCCCGGAGGCAAGAAGGGCAGCGACACCGACAGCGAGCACAGCGCGGCCGGCAGUCCGCCCUGCCACUCCCCGGAGCUGCUGCCGCCCCCCGAGCCCGGCCACCGCAACGGCCUGGAGUGACGGGCGCAGGCUCGGGGCCGUGGCGCCCCCCAGUCCCGCCGCCCUCCCGGUGGCGCAGUCCCCCGAGCUCGCAGCCUGCGGCGGGGACGCGGACACGUAAGUAGCUGGCACGGCUCCGCAAGAACAGCGCUCAGCCCCGCUGCCCUCCUGGAGCCCCGCACGGGGCUGGCGGUGCGGCCGGGCCGCGCAACCCCCGCCACGGGGGCAGGGGAGCGGCUCGGCAAGGGCGGAGAGCCGCGAACCCCCACGGGGCGGCCCCGCCGCCGCCUCCUUUCCCCUUCGCCUCGAGACGCCCCCGGCCUCGUGUUGCUUUUAGAGCGGAAAAAACACCCACGUCCCCUCUCGCUUUGCUGCUGGAGACCGUCCCGCACUCCCUCCCCGGCAGAGCCGCGCUCGGUGCCCCGGCGGGGCGGGCAGGCGGGCCGGGGCUGCUCCGCGGCGGGGCCCCGACGGCAGCGCCGCCAGCCGCGCUCCGGGCCCCGCACAGCGCCGAGCUGACCCUCGGAGCUGCUCCCAUCCCGGUGCCUGCUCGGAGCCCGUCUGCUCCCCGGGACCGGGGCGGCAGUGCGCUUUUUUCC
This is a messenger RNA of Zonotrichia leucophrys gambelii, 2117 nucleotides long. RefSeq names its product Sp8 transcription factor (gene SP8). Bases 94 to 1539 code for a protein of 481 amino acids. The transcript has 2 exons. Lineage: Eukaryota; Metazoa; Chordata; Aves; Passeriformes; Passerellidae. Gene Ontology annotation, molecular function: DNA-binding transcription factor activity, RNA polymerase II-specific; RNA polymerase II cis-regulatory region sequence-specific DNA binding. The record is from RefSeq and is a predicted model, not a curated record. Gene Ontology annotation, biological process: regulation of transcription by RNA polymerase II.